Naegleria lovaniensis is the source of this 2127-nucleotide messenger RNA. RefSeq lists its product as uncharacterized. The coding region runs from base 1 to 2127 and encodes 708 amino acids. The record is from RefSeq and is a predicted model, not a curated record. The transcript has a single exon. NCBI's taxonomy places the organism in Eukaryota, Heterolobosea, Eutetramitea, Acrasida, Naegleriidae.
AUGAAUUCAUCAUACGAACCUCAACAACCUCCUCCACACCACUCCGAUCAACACCAUGUUGUUCACUCCCCUUCGGAAAUGAUUGAGACAAAUUCACUCAUGAUAGGCACUCCCUUGUCACCAUUAUCCAUUCAUUCCCAAUCACUUCCUCAUCAUGAGCCACCAUUAUUGAUAUCUGAAUCCAUGGAUGUCAACAACAACCCACCCUUCCUCACAAGCACCUCGACACCUCACAGCUGGAUUGGUUCUCCCUCUCAAAACUCCUCCGUCAUCGGUUUUCUCGAAAAAUUCAAUCAUCUUCUUCAUCAUGGUGACGAUAUAUGGAGUGAGGCUGCCAUGACCAAUGCCGAUUCGUUUUGCAUGACACAAAUAUCGACACCAAAUUCCAUACCAAAUCGGAAGAAGAACGAGUUGAUUGCAAGUCAUCAUCUCAUAAAUGAUGGAUCUGAUCCAACAUUAUGGGAAAAUUCAAGUGUGAUGACCACAACAACGAGUCAAACGGAUGCAAAUUCUUCAAUUCAUGUCAUGGUGUCAAACUCAAGUAUUCCAAAUGAUUCAUUGGUUGAUCAUUAUUCAAAAAAUAGUGUGUUAUUGGAGCCAUUAGAUUUACUAAAAUUGGGAAACAGUGAAAUUUGGAAAAUUUUUGAAUUUCUCAUUGGGGACGUGCAAAGAGCAAAAUCAGAAAUGAAUUCACAAUUUUAUUGGAAUAUCAUUCAUCAGCAUUUACAUGGACACGAGUCAGAACAUGAUGCAUUGUUGGCAUUAUUUAACGUAGUUCCUCCAAAAGAAAGUGUUCUUUCAUUGCGAUAUUUAUGUGAAAUGAAUAAGAGAACUGGAAAAAUAUUUUCGGUAAAUGUCACUCGUCAAGAUGGUGCUUUUUUCGAAUUUUGGAAACUUGUCUAUGUUCAUUUCGAAAAGAUUUUAUGUGUGUUUCGAAGUUUAAUUUUCACAAACAUGACUUUGGCAAUGGGAAGAAUUUCUUGGUAUGAAAGAGAACAAUUAGCGAAUAUGCAACGAUUGAUCGUAGCUCAUGAAAUGGGAACGGCUCAACCUUUGAAGGUAGGAGAAACAUUGGAACAAUUCGAUGAUCAAGUAGAAUUGAUUGAUCCUCCAGAUGAUGAAUUCUUCUCGUCAGAACAUUUACAAAAUGAAUUUUUACAAAAAUUUAAGAGAUUGGAAUUGACUCCACUCAAUGAACAAUUCAUCCUUCAACACCAUGAGGAUGGAAUGUUUAACUUGGCCAUUUUCAAAAUGUUACAAUUAAGCUUGAAAAUGUUUCGAGAUUUUGAUUUGGAUUUUAAAGAUUUGGCAUUACCAAAUAAUUUCAGAAAUUCCCAUGUGAGAUUUGAAAUGGAUAUUUUCAAUGAGAGAACAAGAAAACUCGGUUUCUGUAUGGAUUACAACUCUUCUUAUCAAUUUGAAGUCGAAUCUGAAGAUGAACAAGAUGAAUUGAUCAAAAAUCUUUCGAAAUUUGUCAUUCUUGAUCUUCGAGAUGUGACCAACUUUUCAAAAUAUUUAGAUUUCACGCUUCCUUCAGAAAUUCAAUUUCUCAACUUUUGCAGCUCCAUUCCAUAUAAUUACGAUUUAGGAAAUGUCAAAUUCUCAAAUGUGAAAUAUCUCAGAAUUAACAUUGAGGGAAGUCAUCAUGAAUGCGACGUUGGAGAAGAAAACCUUGUUGCUGACUAUGGACAUGAACCUGUAUUUAUCGAAGACACGACAAGUAUGUUUUUAACAGAAAUGCUUUCAACCAAAAGAUUUCCCAAUUUAAUUCAUUUGGUUUUGCGUGGAGCUCAAAGUUUAUCCUUUCUCGAAGAAGAAUCAGAGAGUGGUGUCCUUUCUCAAUUAUGGUUCUUGGAGUUGUUAAUCAAUGACGAUCAUAAUGGGUUUUAUGGAAGUUCACAAUGUGUCGAAACAUUAAGAAAGGUCACCAGCCGAAUGCCUCACUUGAAACAACUCGUUUUGAACGUCAAUUUGGAUGUCAGACGAUCGUCCGGUAUCGAUUAUGAAAAAUUGAAGGAUAUUUAUCGAAUUGGAAAUGGUAGAUUUACAGUAUCUGUGGGACGUGCCUCGAUUGCUCGAUUUUGUAAAUAUGCGUUUGCAAAUGUGUAUCAAAAAACCAUACAUUAG